Molecule: messenger RNA, 1876 nt
Organism: Panthera uncia (snow leopard)
Lineage: Eukaryota; Metazoa; Chordata; Mammalia; Carnivora; Felidae
Gene: NKX3-1
Product: NK3 homeobox 1
Exons: 2
Coding region: 57-752 (231 amino acids)
Biological process (GO): regulation of transcription by RNA polymerase II; cell differentiation
Cellular component (GO): nucleus
Molecular function (GO): RNA polymerase II cis-regulatory region sequence-specific DNA binding; DNA-binding transcription factor activity, RNA polymerase II-specific
Source: RefSeq, a predicted model, not a curated record
GGUGCGGACGCCGCGGACGCAGCUGACGCCGCCGGGGCUGCAGCCGAGCCGCCGGGAUGCUCAGGGUUCCGGAGCCGCGGCCCAGGGAGGCGGGGGCGGCCGGCCAGUCCAAGCCGCUCACCUCCUUCUUCAUCCAGGACAUCCUGCGGGACGGCGCGGAGCGGCGCGGCGGCCACACGGGCAGCCCGCAGCCCCCGUGCCAGCCGGACGCGCGGCGAGAGCUGGAGCCGGAGCCCGAGGGAGGAAGAGGCGGCGCUGGGGCGCCGGAGGACGAGUGGGGCGCCCGGCCGCGCGCUGCGCAGGAGGCCGACAAGCCGGCGGCGAGCGAGCCAGAUGGACACUUUGAGGCUUAUCUAUUGGACUAUGAAAACAGUGCAGGCGCCUUGCCAAGCCUUCCCCAAACCCCGAAGCAGCCACAGAAGCGCUCUCGAGCCGCCUUCUCCCACACUCAGGUCAUUGAGUUAGAGAGGAAGUUCAGCCACCAGAAGUAUCUGUCAGCUCCUGAAAGGGCUCACCUGGCCAAGAACCUCAAGCUCACUGAGACCCAAGUGAAAAUAUGGUUCCAGAACAGACGCUAUAAGACCAAGCGAAAGCAACUCACUUCGGACCUGGGAGGCCUGGAGAAGCACUCCUCCCUGCCGGCUCUGAAAGAGGAGGGUUUAUCUCAAGCCUCCCUCAUCUCCAUGUGUAACAGCUACCCUUACUACCCCUACCUGUACUGCUUGGGAGGCUGGAACCCGGCUUUCUGGUAAUGCCAGCUCAGAUGACAAUCACGAAUGAUCAAAAAACACUGCCUUCCCCAGCGUGUCUCUCUGGAUGGCAAAAGGGACCAGGCUCAGGGAGGACAGAGGAGGAAGAGGUAUGCAGGCCGAAAUUGUUAGAGGUUUGCAUGGACAUCCUAGGUUCUUCACUGGGGGGGCUAGUGAAAGAUCUGGGACAGUGACUAAUAUCCAGAUGGCUCCCUAACACAUAAAAUGGGCCAUUUUUGCUCUUAAAGACCUGCGUGAAGUGGGGAGGGACAAAGUCUAGUGCUGUCUCUAGCACUUUCUAUUUCCGUAUGAGCAGUCCCCAUCACUUCCGAGGAUGUUGUUUCAACUCCAUCCUCUUGUGUAACUGAGCAUCAGCCUGGAGGGAUGCAAACCUGAAGGGAAACAGGAUGGCCAGGAUGAAGGUGUCACCUCCUGAAUCCUGAAUCACACCUAAGUUCAAAAACCUCUCGUUGGCCUUGGUUUACAACGAAGGUUUCUCCCUGUCCCUGUGGGAGAGUGGAAGCCAGAGGCUCUUACAGAGAAACCGGUCCUGCUCAGCACAGAUCGGCAUGGGAUAUGGAGAUGGGUAGGAGGAGGUGAAAAUAUAAGCUUCUUAUUAUUCCUUUUUAAGUAACACGCCAACCUUAAGUAUUCACAGGGUGGCCCAAGUAGAACAGGAAGCACUCACCGUGGUUUUAGGACAAGCUGUAUAAACAGAACUCUGCUGCAAGGGGUGGGCCCGGGCCAGAAGAGUCUCCACAUGUCUGAGACAGCAGCCUGCGGAGGGCCCUCAGCACUGCUGCUGGGCGGCAUUACAUUUUUAUUAAUAAAGGUUCAAUAAAAGCCUCCCCUGGACCUUUUUUGCCCUCAACCUGAGAAUUCGAACGAGAAAUUUCCUGGAGUUUUCGGGCUGUAAUUCAGACUACAUCAUGGCAGAUCACAUAAUCCUUUUCCUGUAAACUCCUGUCCUCCCUCCCUUCUUUUAUUUUUUGUUCCUUCUCCACAACAAUCACCCGCUGAAGGGCUUCUUUUAAGUCCAGACUUUUAGUCUGGCUGCACCUAACAUAUACACCUUCCUUAUUUAGCCUGAGAUCUGGUCUUUAUCCCCCCCCCCCCCCCCCCCCCCA